Molecule: messenger RNA, 319 nt
Organism: Drosophila melanogaster (fruit fly)
Lineage: Eukaryota; Metazoa; Arthropoda; Insecta; Diptera; Drosophilidae
Exons: 1
Coding region: 20-247 (75 amino acids)
Source: RefSeq, marked reviewed
AUUCUUGCAAAGCCGCACAAUGAAGCUAAGCACUUAUCUAUUGGCGCUCGUCCUAUUCGCCGGAUUCUGCCUGCUGCAGCCUUCCUCAGCCCAGACCAAUUCCACCACAUCCACCAACACCACAACCACGGAGGCAACCACAACCACCACUGCCAAGGCCACAACCGUUCAUAGGAAACAUUUUACGAUCCGUAAUCUCCACUAUAAGACAGUGCGCAGGAUCCAUGUUAACAAGAAAUCUGGUUAAUAAGAUCUUUAGCUUACCAAACAAUGGCGAAUAAAAAAUACCUAAAGAAAACACAUUUCUAAUAAUGGGCAC